AUGAACGGGCGCCAAACACAACUCAUCUGCGUCACGGUGGCGGCUGCCAGUCUGCUGGGUGCGCUCAGCUACGUUGCGUACAGGCAGCUGAGCCAGGAUCGCCCUGGCAGCCUGGGCGGAAAAGCGCAGGCGUCCAAGUUUCCUGUACGUGCGCCUGCCGCUGCUGCCGAUGCAGACGCCUUAACACCCGGACCUCAGGUCCCCAUCGAGCUCCCUGCCGAGUCACCAUAUCUGGCAGCGGACAGAGGCAAGGCCCUGAAGCUGCUAAACGUGCUGAAACAGGAGGCCAACAUUGCCUUCCAGGAGGGCCGCUUCGAAGAUGCACUGCGUGGCUAUCAGGACUGCAUCGAGGUUACGUCGGUCCUUGGUGCCGCAGACACGGAGGCUGUCAAGACGGAGCAGAUUGUGCGCGCGAACGUAGCAAUGGUGUGCAUCCGCAUGCACGAGUACGACGCGGCGCGUGCGGUGGCGACGAUGCUGCUACAGGACGCCGCGGUAGCGCUCCCAGAGGACCUCAAGGUGAAGGUGCUCUACAGGCGAGGGCUGGCCAGCAAGGCGCUCAACAACCGCACAGCGGCGCUGGCGGACUUCAACGCUGCUGUGCACUUCUCAAAGGACCACCGGAAUCCGGUGGUGGAGAAGGAGAUUGCACUGCUGCAGAGAGGCGAUGCAUGA
Leishmania braziliensis MHOM/BR/75/M2904 is the source of this 675-nucleotide messenger RNA. RefSeq lists its product as hypothetical. Lineage: Eukaryota; Euglenozoa; Kinetoplastea; Trypanosomatida; Trypanosomatidae. Bases 1 to 675 code for a protein of 224 amino acids. The transcript has a single exon. The record is from RefSeq and is a predicted model, not a curated record. Gene Ontology annotation, molecular function: protein binding.